Molecule: messenger RNA, 558 nt
Organism: Oncorhynchus masou masou (cherry salmon)
Lineage: Eukaryota; Metazoa; Chordata; Actinopteri; Salmoniformes; Salmonidae
Product: potassium voltage-gated channel subfamily KQT member 1-like
Exons: 3
Coding region: 1-558 (185 amino acids)
Biological process (GO): potassium ion transmembrane transport
Cellular component (GO): membrane; voltage-gated potassium channel complex
Molecular function (GO): voltage-gated potassium channel activity
Source: RefSeq, a predicted model, not a curated record
AUGGUGGCGGGACAUGGGAGAAAACAGACGGAGUUUGAGAUGUCACAAGCCGCGUCAGCCUCACAACCUGGAGCGCAUAUUUCUAACAACAGGUUUCUGUGUGACGCCGAGGGCAUCACCAUUCACACAACUGUCACUCGACCGUCGGUGUCUCACCUACCCGGGCUCAAUCUGAACCCCCGGAUGUCCGUAUACAGCACAACUCGUCAAGUUAUCGUCAGCCGUGCUUACAUUCAAGGACGCGCUUAUAACUUUCUGGAAAGACCAUCUGGGUGGAAAUGCUUCGUGUAUCACUUCUCGGUGUUCCUCAUCGUGCUCGCCUGUCUAAUCCUCAGUGUGCUCUCUACUAUAGGGCAGUACCAGGCUCUGGCACAUGGUACUCUCUUCUGGGUGGAGAUAGCGCUGGUGAUGUUAUUUGGUGUGGAGUAUGGUGUGCGGCUGUGGUCGGCAGGGUGCCGUAGUAAAUAUGUUGGCGUCUGGGGCCGGCUGCGCUUUGCCAGGAAGCCCAUCUCCAUCAUCGGCAAGUGCCUGGAACAAACUCCACACUGGCAUCCUUAG